Penicillium coprophilum is the source of this 759-nucleotide messenger RNA. RefSeq lists its product as uncharacterized. The record is from RefSeq and is a predicted model, not a curated record. The transcript has a single exon. NCBI's taxonomy places the organism in Eukaryota, Fungi, Ascomycota, Eurotiomycetes, Eurotiales, Aspergillaceae. Gene Ontology annotation, cellular component: mitochondrion. Gene Ontology annotation, molecular function: nucleic acid binding; methyltransferase activity. Gene Ontology annotation, biological process: methylation. Bases 1 to 759 code for a protein of 252 amino acids.
AUGGCUCAGGGCCGUAAAAAGGCGUCCAAUUCUCCCGACAAGGCGAGACCCUUGCGUGUCAUUGAUCUUUGCACUGGCACAGGUUGCAUACCACUUCUUCUGCACGCGUUACUUGCUCCUCAUUUCCAGCAGCUGGAGAUAAUAGGAGUGGAUAUCAGUUCCACAGCCUUAGCCCUAGCCCAUGAGAACCUUGAGCAUAACCUGCAACUGGGCCAAUUGGCAUCCACCGCAGCCGCAGACGUCCGCCUCCAUCGCGCCGAUGUCCUCGGACACGGAAAUGACAAUUCAGUACCAUCCGCUGAGUCAAUACUGCAAACCCAACUUCCCGAUUUGGGAGCAUUGGACACCGCACUACCCGACCAAGAAAGUGGAUGUGAUCUAUUAAUCUCCAAUCCGCCCUACAUAUCCCAAACAGAGUUCCGAAAUGGCACCACUGCGCGUAGUGUACGGCGUUUCGAGCCCAAGCUGGCACUUGUACCCCCAUACUCAAGCUCCAGGAUAGAAGACUGUAUGCCCGAGGAUAUCUUCUAUCACCGCAUUCUCACUCUGUCACUCAAGUUGAAGGCCAAGCUUACGGUGCUGGAGUGUGGGGAUUCUAAACAGGCUAAUCGAGUGAUUGCUCUUCAUAAACGACUUGCUUGUGCGGAAUCUGAGAAGUUCAGUGCGGAGAUUUGGCCGAGUCGAGAGCAGGAUUUGGCUAGUAAUGGGUUUCAUGUGACUGACGGAUCGCGAGCUGUUAUCAUACAGACACUCCGGUAG